Messenger RNA from Myiozetetes cayanensis, 3490 nucleotides. RefSeq names its product uroporphyrinogen III synthase (gene UROS). Gene Ontology annotation, biological process: uroporphyrinogen III biosynthetic process. Gene Ontology annotation, molecular function: uroporphyrinogen-III synthase activity. Lineage: Eukaryota; Metazoa; Chordata; Aves; Passeriformes; Tyrannidae. The record is from RefSeq and is a predicted model, not a curated record. Bases 2073 to 2882 code for a protein of 269 amino acids. The transcript has 9 exons.
AUUCCUGCGUGGAAGGGGCUGUUCGGCUCCGCCAGGAUCUGCCCGGGGAGGGGUCGGAGUGCCCGUCCCUGGGGGUGUCCAGGGGGACCCGCCGGACGCGGCGCUCAGGUUUGGGCUCGGCGGGUCCCGGAGGGCUUUUCCAACCCCGGCGGUGCCGGGAAUGCUGCGCUUUGGAAGGAGCGGGGUAUCCCGAGCGCCUCUGACACGAUUAAAUAUCAUUAGUAAAAAAAAAAAAAAAAAAAAAAAAUAGUAUUAGUAAAAAUUAGUAUGGGUAAAAGUUAGUCAAAAGUUGCGAGUUGAAACAGGAGUCAAGCGCUUGCUGCUUGUUUUUGGUUGUUUGUGUUUUUUUGUUUGGUUUUUUUUUGUGUGUGUUUUUGGUUUUGUUUUGUUUUUAAAGAUAAUUCCCAGAUUCGCCUGAAUUAGGUUCCCUAGUUCCGGAUAGUUCCAGGCCGACAAGCACAAAAGGCAGCGAGGUGCAGCACAGCAGUCAGCACAGCGCGAACGUUCUCUCUGUGAAAAAUAAUACCAGUCAGGAAAACACGUGGGAAAACCCCUUAGCACUGAAAUUACCGAAGUGGGGAUUAAUGACUGAAUAAUUUCGAACGUUCUCCGUUUCAGUCUUUUUGUCUAAUUAACGAAGGAAGGUGAGUGUUAAUGUCCUGCUGGCAGCCGCAAGUGCAAGGCUCAGGGCCUGGGAUGUAAUUCCAGCUUUACGAAUACAAACCAAGUAGGUUAAAAUUUUUGUUUCCUUUAAAGCAUCAAACACGCCUCUGUUUAUUUUUUUAAUUGUUUGUUUGUUUGUUUGAGAGCUGUGCAUGCUCUGGGAGUACUUAAGUCAUUGCCAAAAUGUGAAUAUUGAUGCCCAGGGAAAGAAUUCGGUGUAGGAAGGUGAAUUGUCAUAUUUUUGCUGCUGCACUAAAACUGCCUUUCUGGGGAUGCAGGCUGUGUGUGUAUAGUUUUCCAUUGGAUGUGUGAAUUUAUGUUUGGAAUUAAUUACUAAUGACUAACUGCUUUUGGUAAAAAUGUGUGAUGUAGUAGAAGGGUCAGAGCUUUUUGCCGCUCCUCUGAACCAGUUUUGUUGUUGAGUUUUGCGACUCAGACACCCAAAUAGCAGGAAUUAUUCUCAAAUCAUUUGCUGUUGUUGUUAUUUGAUUAUAUAUGUCUUACAUUAUCUGGGUAUUGGGUAGGUUUCUGGACCAUACUCCACAGCACCCUUGCAGGUGGGGUUUUAUCUUCCCUGGUUAUUAAACCCAUCUAAUUGUGGUAAAACAUUUGAAUCUUUAUAAUUAUUUAUUUUAAAGAGAAUUUGCUAGUGUGCAACCAGGAAAGUAACACACAGGUAAUUAGGGUAAAUGUGCCUUUUUAGAGAAUGGAUUUCUGUUUUUAUGAUUGGUACAUUUGUAACUUUGCAUUCAACAGCAAAGUGCAAGCUUUUCAGGAACUGAGAACUAUCACCUUCCAUUUUAAUGGCAGAAUGUGUGUUUUCAGUCUGGCAUUGUUAACUGGAGAUACAUGAAAGAAAGCACGUGAAUAUUAUGAUUGUAUAUAUUAUAUUCAGGUAGACACAACAUAUGUUGUAUUUAAAAAAUCAUGUUGAAACACAAUUUUCUCUUUAGAAAAGGGUGAAUGCAUCAGAUCAAAUAUUUGCAUCAUUAUUAUGAUGAGCAGAGGGUGAAAAGCAGCAUGGAAAUUAAUAGAAAAAAAUAACUUUUCUGGAGAUAGGAGCUGAUUACAUUGCAGAACGUGAUGGCAUUGUAGGGGUUGUUGCUGCUUUUACAAAAUCCUCUUUAAAAAAAUGUGUUCUCCUUGAUGGCUUCCACGGGAGCCUGUUCCCUGAGCAGUGUUAUCUAAAGGCAGCAUGUUAUUUUUUGGCCUUAUCAGGGUGGAUAUUCCUGCCCAGAGAGUGCCCAGUAACUGCUUACUCACUGUGCAGGGAGCUGUACAAGUGGUAGCAACCCAGUUCUUUGGAGCUGAGCUGUUGAAGUCACUGUUCAAGUAGAUCUCAUUUAGAUCUCAUUUAGAUAAAUUCCAUUCUUGUAUUUCAGAGUUCUGCUGCUCUUACUUGGUGAACAAUGAAGGUUCUGCUGCUGAAGGAUCCCAAAGACAAAGACACGGGACCAGAUCCGUAUAUUAAAGAAUUAGGAUUGUACGGCCUCGAAGCAACGUUGAUCCCAGUUUUGUCAUUUGAAUUCCUGUCUCUUGAAAGCUUAUUUGAAAAGCUUUCUCACCCAGAGUGCUAUGGAGGCCUAGUUUUUACCAGUCCAAGGGCACUGGAAGCCAUCAAAAUAUGUUUAAAAGAGAACAGUAAAAAAGAAGCCUGGUCAAAAUCUCUUCAGCAAAUGUGGAAUAUCAAACCGACAUAUGUGGUUGGAAAAGCUACAGCUUCUUUAGUAGAAGAAAUUGGCCUCACCCCACAAGGAGAAAAGUGUGGGAAUGCCGAAAAGUUGGCCGAGUAUAUUUGCUCAAGAGAGAAACCGAAUUCCUCAGCUCUCCUUUUUCCUUGUGGAGCCCUGAAAAGAGAAGUUCUCCCUACAGUGCUUAGAGAGAAAGGCAUACCUCUGGAGAGCCUGACUGUUUAUCAAACUACCCAGCACCCUGAUCUGCAGGAAUCUUUGAGCAGUUACUUCUCACAGCAGGGAAUCCCUGCAAGCAUCGUGUUCUUCAGCCCAUCUGGUGUCAAAUUCUGCCUCCAGCAUAUUCAGAAGCUUUCAGGGGAUGUGAUCAACCAUGUCAAGUUCGCUGCCAUCGGGCCAACAACUGCAGAGGCCCUGGAAGCUGCAGGGAUCCCUGUGAGCUGCACUGCAGGGAGCCCCACUCCCCAGGACCUCGCCGUGGGGAUCCACAAAGCCCUUCACCCCCAGAACUGCUCCUUACCCAAGUGAGAGCCCGGGGGGCCUGGGAAGGUGAACACGGUGCUGGAGGAGGGGUUUCCAUUUGCAGAUCUGUUGUUGUGCAAGAAGAGUGUUUUUCAGGAACACACAACACUCUAAUCAGGGACUGGUGUGAGGAGGUUGCACCUAAAUGUCUAAGAAACGUGGAACCUGCCCAGGAACUCUUAAAACAUCCAACCAUUCCCCUUUCCUCCUGUGAAUGUGAGUGUUUUAUCCUUGGAAAGCAGCUGUGAACACCUGUACCCUGAAAUCAGUUCCUCACAUCACCUCAGGUAUCUCCCAGCGCUCAGGUCAGGUUUUAAUUUCUCUGUAUGAUCAAUUUUAAAGACAUGUCUUCUUUUCAGUGAAGUAUUUUCUUUUGUGAACCUGUUUCUUGUUCUGCUUUUUCAGAUAUUUAUGUGAAAAUGAUGGCUGUAGAUUCUCAGUGAGAUGGGAGAGUUCUUGCAGUGAAGUUGCACUUUGUGGGGCUAAUUCAGGUCAGCUGUUGCCCCUCAAUGUCCUCACAGUAUGGGGUCAUAAAAAUUAGGUUUGGCUUUCUGUUCCUGUAAAGAAGGAGGGUUUAUUAACAGGGAAAUAAACUGGCUUAUCAGAGUUAAUAA